Sphaeramia orbicularis (orbiculate cardinalfish) is the source of this 780-nucleotide messenger RNA. RefSeq names its product DAN domain family, member 5 (gene dand5). The record is from RefSeq and is a predicted model, not a curated record. NCBI's taxonomy places the organism in Eukaryota, Metazoa, Chordata, Actinopteri, Kurtiformes, Apogonidae. The transcript is spliced from 2 exons. Gene Ontology annotation, biological process: determination of heart left/right asymmetry. Bases 1 to 780 code for a protein of 259 amino acids.
AUGGCUUCUCUCAUCGGUCUCAUCUUAUUGUCCAGCUGGGCGGCUCUAGGUCUAACAUUCCCUCACAGUGUUCUCGAAAACACUUGGAGAGGGUCACGGGUCGAGUUGGAAUCAUCUGGCGGUGGAUCAGAUGAACCUGUCCGGGGAAUAGUUAAGGUUGUGCAGCUGGAUCCUCAUACCCUGGCCCAGUCAGGUCUCUUCCGAAGGGGCCCGACCCCCAGAAGGGCCCCCUCUCUCAGUUCCAGAUUGUCCUUCCCUGCCUUCCUGUCUCAGGGGCGUCCGGGUCCAGCCCCGAUCCCUAAAGGCCCGGUGAAUCCGCUGAACUAUCUGCGCUCUAAAACCACGUCUGAGGUGGAACUGAAGAAGAGGCAAGGUCUGCAGAUGUGGCAGAGAGCCAUAGAUAAAGGAGACAAGAUGGCCGUGUCCCUGCCCGUCAGCCUGAAGGACACCAAACAGACGUGCACUGCAGUACCAUUCACACAGCGUGUGACAGCCGACGGAUGUGAAACAGUCACAGUGUAUAAUAACUUGUGCUUUGGCCAGUGCAACUCCUUGUUCAUUCCAUCUGAGGGAGAGUUUGCCAGGUCCGGCACUGGGAUGGGCCCCCAUCGCCGGACCCCCUGCUCCCGCUGCGCUCCAUCCAAAACCCACACUGUGACCGUUCCCCUGCGCUGUGGAGCCGAGGUCCGGCAGAAGCGCGUGAUGGUGGUGGAGGAGUGUAAAUGUGAAACUGGACGUGAGGAAAGGAUUGCCGUGGCUGCCACACACAAAACGACAUGA